This is a messenger RNA of Planococcus citri (citrus mealybug), 2621 nucleotides long. RefSeq lists its product as uncharacterized. The transcript has 19 exons. The coding region runs from base 44 to 2605 and encodes 853 amino acids. The record is from RefSeq and is a predicted model, not a curated record. Gene Ontology annotation, molecular function: excitatory extracellular ligand-gated monoatomic ion channel activity; transmembrane signaling receptor activity; transmitter-gated monoatomic ion channel activity involved in regulation of postsynaptic membrane potential. Gene Ontology annotation, biological process: nervous system process; signal transduction; chemical synaptic transmission. Gene Ontology annotation, cellular component: neuron projection; plasma membrane; synapse. NCBI's taxonomy places the organism in Eukaryota, Metazoa, Arthropoda, Insecta, Hemiptera, Pseudococcidae.
AUUCCAUUCGCCAGUUUUCAAAUGUUAACAACUAUACCUAACUAUGCUUAAAAUGUUGGUGAAAUUUUACUGGUUGGUUUACUUUCUAGCAGGUGCUUAUCGGGUAUUUGGAUAUAAUUGCACAGUGAGUGAUAAAGCAGGAGAACCGAAAAAGCUGAAUUACUGUGAUCUGUUUUUAAAAAAUAAUCAAAACCCUAGUAAAACAUGGUCCCUUACAACCGAUGUCCAUAUCACAAUUACCAGUUGGUAUGUCGAUUUGGACAUCAUAAAUGGCAUUUUCGAGUUACGUGGAAUGAUAAAUAUGAAAUGGCUCGGUCAACAAAUAACAUGGAAAUCAAAAGAACCCGAUGAUUACUAUUUGAAUAUCACAGAUAAUUCGAUUUGGAGACCGAAAAUACACUUGGAAAAUCAAGCAUUUGAGCACGAUAUGUUUAUCGGACUUGGAAACACGACUGUAUCAAAUAAUGGAGUAAUGACACACGUAGCACCCUUAAACAUACGAUCACGAUGUCAGAUAAACUCAUAUUCUCCGCACAUGGAUUCGAAUACUUGCCAACUUAAUUUCACAAUUGACAUUAUUCAUGCCAAUGUUACUUUCCAACAAAAAAAUUACUCGGAUAUAAUAUCACCAUGGGCCAUUGCAAGAACUCAAUUCUCAUCCUCUUUGGAAAUAGAUCAGAAAGAUGAAGCGAUAAUCAAAUCUGUAGCAGUGAACGUGACAUUACAAAAAAAUUCCCAGCUCACUCCCUGCAGCGAAUUAGCAAGUAACUCGUUGGAAAAACUCAUUUGUGAGCUAUCAUUAAAAUAUAAUCCAUCUAUCACUCCGGACACAACGUCUCGAGAUUUCCUUCAUGCGCUCAACUUCACUAUUUUUUACGCCGAUGUAGAUGUUUCCGGAAUGUUCCAGCUGAUUGGAGUUGUAGAAGCAACCUGGGAAGAUCCUCAACUGACAUGGAAACCAAGCGAAUAUAAUUUCACUGAAAUAAACAUUCAAAAUAUUUCUCAUCAAAUCUGGAAACCAGAUUUUGUAUUGGUCAACAGCGAAUUCCACGACACAAGACCCUUAUUAGACUCAGGCUAUAUGACUAUGGUAUCAAAUCAAGGAUUAGUAAGAUUCUACGCACUGUCUAUCAGUUUACAAGCAAAGUGCCCAGUGGCAAUAAACAACAUGCCAUGGAAUCAGCAAACUUGUCAGCUUCAUUUUAACACCAGUGCACCAAACCCCAUAUUCAACAUUACACAUGCAAGUGAAUCGCCUCUGGCAAAAUUUAUCAAUUCAACUUCUGAGAAAAAUAUUCCAUCACCAUGGAUAGUCCACGAAAUGCGAGAGAUGAAACAGACGAAUGACGGCCAUAAGUCGUCCAAUUAUUCAGUUUCUAUUGAAGUUGAAUUACAUAGAAACGACACUGAAUUUCAUCUCAGGCGAUGUGUUCCAUUUGCAAGAAGCUACGAAGAAGAACUCAAAUGUCGCUUAUUUUCGAAAGAUCUUCGCAGACCUAUUGGUGAUACGUAUCGCCGUGGUCCACAUACAAACAUAGAGAUCGAUUACGUAGAUUUGAAUAUUGAAAAUGAAGUAUUUUUCAUCAGAGGACAACUAAUACUGAAAUGGCCUGAUGAAAGAUUAUCCUGGGACCCGUCGGAAUUCGGAAACAGGUUCAAUUUAUCAAUCAAAGAACAUGGAUUAUGGACGCCGCGUAUAGCAUUAGACAACGAAUUGUUGGGUGAGAAUCACUUGGAGCUAUCAAAAGAUUUCUAUUCGAACUGCUAUUGGAUGGAAAUUGAUUGUCCACGCAGUCCUAAAUUUUUAAGUGGGGGUCGAUUAGAGGUAUCGUCGGAUGGUAACUUGACGUGGACUUUACCAAUGAAUUUUGAUACAAAAUGCGACAUGAAAUCUAAUGGUUGGCCAUGGGAUCCUCAAACUUGUUACCUCGAUUUCACAAUCAAUACACAUGAAAUGCGUAUACGAUUGAAAUACAGUGAAUUCACUGAAAGGUUAUCAUUGUGGAAGAUAGUCCAAACGUAUAGCAAAGAACCCUCAACCGCAUUCAAAUUAGAAUUCAAGUUCGAUUUAGAAAUGAAAAGCUACUCUUUGCAAGUCAAAUUAAGUUUAAUAUUCAUUGGUGUAAGUUUGGUGAUGUUGACAUCAUUUUUGAUACCACCAAUGAACAAGUUUAAAGUGAUAUUGAAAAUAUUAUCCGUCAAACUUGUAGCAAUAUUUUUGGCCAUAUUGAUGUAUUCAAUUCCUCAGUUCACUACACGAGCUCCUAAUUUUUUGAUCGGAUACAUCAUUUUAUUAGCGGUAGUGGGAAUAUCUAGCUGCGUUACUGCCUACUUGGUUCGAUUGGCAAGAAAAUCACGUUUGAAUAAUCCAUCAGCAAACAAAGAAUCGACGAAUCCAGAGGAAAGCAAAAGCAAAAAUGAUACAAUAUUGAAGACAAUAUCAACAGAGGCCAUUAAACCUACUAAUGACGAAUACGCUUCUGGGUCUUCCAAGACAACUGAAUCUGAAACCGACUGGUUAAAAAUAGCCAUAAAGAUCGAGUUUUCAUCGUUUGCAAUUUGCUUAAUUAUUUCUGUAAUUCUUAUUAUAAGUCUGAUGAACUAAAGUGACAUUUGACAAA